AUGGAUUCCAACGCCUCACAUUUCUACCUAAAGCUGAAAAUCAAAAGUUUUCGGCGGAUAGCUACAGAAAAAAAAACAACCAAGAGCAACUUCUCGAUUGGACUGUCGUCUAAUGGAUAUAGAGAGGGAGAAAUGCGACGAAAAUAUCGAGUCCAAGGAGCCAGGAGACAAACAUGUUAA
This is a messenger RNA of Caenorhabditis briggsae, 180 nucleotides long. Lineage: Eukaryota; Metazoa; Nematoda; Chromadorea; Rhabditida; Rhabditidae. The coding region runs from base 1 to 180 and encodes 59 amino acids. The record is from RefSeq and is a predicted model, not a curated record. The transcript has 2 exons.